Messenger RNA from Colossoma macropomum (tambaqui), 2055 nucleotides. Its product is annotated as hibernation-specific plasma protein HP-55-like. The transcript has 5 exons. Bases 138 to 1361 code for a protein of 407 amino acids. The record is from RefSeq and is a predicted model, not a curated record. Gene Ontology annotation, molecular function: serine-type endopeptidase inhibitor activity. NCBI's taxonomy places the organism in Eukaryota, Metazoa, Chordata, Actinopteri, Characiformes, Serrasalmidae. Gene Ontology annotation, biological process: negative regulation of endopeptidase activity.
GAAUUUAGACCAAAGACACAGAAAACAAACAGUGUAAAGGUUGGUUACUGUGCAAAUUUAACACAGCAGAGCACUUACUUAUCAUCAACAGAGGUGAAUGUGUUUGGAGAAGGUGGUUGCAGCUACUUGACGGAAAAAUGGCAAAGAACAUCCUCUGCUUGUGGAGUUGUCUUUUUUCAGUAUUAAUUUACACCAGCGUACAUGGAGCUCUGGAACAGGAGACUGAAAACAACAUACAGAUAUUUGAGAACAACAACGAUUUUGCUUUCCGUCUGUACAAAAGCAUAGUGGCACAACCGGAUUCUCAGUCCAAGAAUGUGUUCUUCUCUCCACUGAGCGUGUCCAUGGCACUGGCUGCCCUUUCUUUAGGAGCAGCUGGUGAGACCCAUCAGCAGCUUUUCAGCGGACUUGGAUUCAAAAGUUCCAGCAGUGAGGAGGUGCACAAGGCCUUCCUCAAUCUCCUACAGACCCUCAAUCAGAGGACAGAUGUGGAUCUGGAGGUUGGCACUGCUCUCUAUGUCCAGGACACUUUUAGGCCUCAUGCUGAUUUUCUGGAGAAGAUGAAGCGUUUCUACCUUUCAGAUGGUUUCUCUGUUGAUUUCACCAAAACUGCAGAGACCACUGAGCAGAUAAACAAGUACGUCAGUGAAAAGACACGCGGCAAAAUUAGCAAGUUUAUUAAAGAUCUGGAUUCCAGAACAGUCAUGUACCUGCUCAGCUAUGUCUAUUUCAAGGGUAAAUGGCUCAUCCCAUUCAACCCCAAAUCUACUGAACAGAGGAACUUCCAUGUGGAUGAUGAAACUACUGUUCCCAUUCAAAUGAUGUAUAAAAAGGAUUACUUUGAUGCCUACUACGAUCAUCAGCUUUCUGCACAAGUCCUUUUUCUGCACUACAAUGAUUCGUUUUCCAUGAUGCUGGCUCUCCCAGAGAAGGGUCUCAGUGCUCUGGAGGAGACUGUAUCUCUACAACACAUAGUAAAGUGGCUGAGAUGGAAGAAGAAACAAAAAUAUGAGAUAUAUGUACCCAAGCUGUCCCUAAAAACAUCAUAUUCCUUGGAAAACAUUCUGACUGGAAUGGGAAUGACAGACAUGUUUACAAACAAAGCUAACUUCACUGGGAUUUCUUCUGAGGAAAAUCUGUUUGUGUCUGAGGCUGAGCAUCAAGCUAGUCUGGAUGUGGAUGAAACUGGGGCCACUGCAACUGCGGUGACUGGACUAGGCAUCAUGCCCUUUUCAUGGACCUACACUCCAGUUCUAGACUUCAAUCACCCAUUUAUGAUCUUUAUUGUUGACCGGAAAACAACAAACAUCCUCUUUAUGGGGAAAAUUGUCAAUCCAGCAAAAAAAGAUGCAAACCAAUAAGGAAAGUUUUGUCCUUUUGUUUAUUGAUUUGACGUUUUCUGAGCUAAUUGUAAUCAGUAACGUGCAUUAAACUGUACAGUUUCUCUCUGUACCUUUUGCAUGACUUUCAUAUAGCGCUGCAGUACUUCACUGAUGUUUGGUAUUAGUGUCUCUUAACUGUUACUUCUUAUUUCUGAUAAAGUUGAGACUGUCCUGGAAUUGGUAGAUAUGGAGGACCUUCUGGGUGUUUUUAUUGCUUUGACUUGUCUGUCCAGGUCAUCCUGAGCAGUAGAACUGUUAGAGGUCACCAAAUCUGUCAUUCAGCAAAACAACCCUGACCAUGACCACCACCUCACCAUCAUACAAAGCACAUCAGUUGAAUUUCAAUUUUUGACACAUUGUUCUGUCAUUCCACAACACAAAUGUCCAGUUUUUGGUCAUGUGAGUCCAUUUGUCUUAUUCUGCACCCUUGACCACUGCUUUAAUCACUAAUAUUCUUCCAUUUAGGCCUUCAUAUCUCUGAACAGUUGAUAUGAAAUGUACUUCUAGUAACAUUUAGGAGUUCUUGGGCAAGUACCUCCCAGUUUUGCUGACUCAAAUGUCCUUAGUUGAUUCUGAGCUUUGACCUGAAGAUGUCAAUACUUUCAGUUUUUUUGACUGGUUCUUUGUUUGUUUGUUUUUUGGGCCACAUUAAAUAAAGAAACUUACAAAAACU